Molecule: messenger RNA, 4034 nt
Organism: Xyrauchen texanus (razorback sucker)
Lineage: Eukaryota; Metazoa; Chordata; Actinopteri; Cypriniformes; Catostomidae
Product: UDP-N-acetylglucosamine/UDP-glucose/GDP-mannose transporter-like
Exons: 12
Coding region: 55-1068 (337 amino acids)
Cellular component (GO): Golgi apparatus
Molecular function (GO): GDP-fucose transmembrane transporter activity; antiporter activity
Source: RefSeq, a predicted model, not a curated record
UGGCGGAAGUUCAGAGGCGUCAACGUAGGGAGGAAGAAAGGCACCGCGCACGGAAUGAAGCAAUGUGAGCAGAGGAAUGAAGCAGCGGCGGGGAUGGCGGACCAAAAACUAACGGUACUCUUGAAGCUUUUAGCAGCAGGCUUUUACGGAAUAAGCUCUUUCCUUAUAGUUGUGGUGAAUAAGAGCGUCCUGACCAAUUACAGGUUCCCCUCUUCAAUAUGUGUUGGCAUUGGUCAGAUGCUGGCAACGGUUGUUGUUUUACGGGUGGGAAAGGCCCUCCGGGUGAUCACCUUCCCUGAGUUUGAUGGUAGCAUACCUAGAAAGACAUUUCCACUACCUUUUCUGUAUGUUGGGAAUCAAAUAACUGGACUCUUUGGAACAAAAAGGCUUAACCUGCCGAUGUUUACAGUAUUGAGGAGGUUUUCUAUUCUCUUUACUAUGCUUGCAGAGGGUUUCUUGUUAAAAAAGAAAUUCUCCCGGCCAAUUCAGCUAACAGUAUUUACAAUGAUUCUAGGGGCCUUUGUAGCUGCAAGUGCUGAUCUGGCCUUUGACCUGCAAGGGUACGUGUUCAUUUUAAUGAACGACGUCUUAACUGCUGCCAAUGGAGCUUUUGUGAAACAGAAACUUGACUCUAAGGAGCUGGGAAAGUAUGGCCUGCUCUAUUACAAUGCUUUAUUUAUGAUUCUUCCAACACUACUUUUGGCACAUGUCACAGGAGAUAUGGAUAAGGCUUUUGAUUAUGAAGGUUGGUCAGACAUGCUUUUUAUAGGUCAAUUCAUCCUCUCUUGUAUAAUGGGGUUUGUUUUAAUGUACUCCACAGUGCUUUGCACUCAGUAUAACUCUGCGCUAACUACUACCAUCGUCGGAUGCCUAAAAAAUAUAUUAGUGACGUAUAUUGGAAUGGUGUUCGGAGGGGAUUACAUUUUCUCAUGGACUAACUUCAUUGGUCUAAACGUCAGUAUUGCUGGCAGUCUGGUGUACUCCUACAUUACCUUCACAGAGGAGCAGACCACUAAACAGAGUGACAAUGCCAACAAACUGGAGGUCAAAGGGAAAGUGGCUGUAUGACAACUAGUGUUUGGACACUGUUGUCAUGCACAGAGCUGUGACUGGGUUUUUGCAUUUGUUACAAGAACAAGUUGUCUGUGAAUUCACUCCGGGGAAGUCUGUUGGUGUCACGAAGAAGAUACUGACUGUAAAAGGUACUGCAGACGCACAGAGUAUGUUGUCUCUAAUGAAAGUUGAAGUUCUGGAAUUUUUUGUUUCAGAGUGAAACGGUUAAAAUAACAUCAGUAAAUAUUUAGCUGUUAAUUGUCUGUGUUAGAAAUAGGACAGUUGUGCCCUGAAAUGAUCUGUUUCCCAGGCAUGUUGCACUUUGGCUGCUAUUGCCAUAAAUUGGGAUAGAUGACUGUCAAUAAUUUAAAAACACAGCGGUUUUAUUGCCUGUUGAAGAAUGCUUUACAGAUUAUUUUGUACUAGUCAGUAAGGCUAUUUAUUUUUAUGAGACUUUGUUAGGUUUUAGAAAAAACGUUACAUUCUUUAUUUUAUUAUAGUAUUAAAAAGGGAGUUAUUUUUUACAUGUUUAAAUAGUCUUGCACCAGUUCUGGUACCCUGUUUCAACACAACUUGAACUGUAAAGUUUUAUUUUCAGACUUUACUGGAAUGUUCCUUCAAAGCCUGAAUGAUACAUGGGAACGUGUGUUUCUAAGUGUUUAAAACUAUAAGGUAUGUGUGUGCAAACAAGUUGAUGUUCGAUUUGAAUAUUUUAAAAACAAGCUUUAAACGGAUAUUGGCUGAGUUUCCUGAUAACGUUGCAACUUAAGCUUUUACGAUCAUCUUAACUAACGUUGCUCGUCAUUUUAUGAUGGAGUAAUGUCUGUUUCCCAAACCGGUACGUAGAUCGUUCGUUAUAAAGUAGAACUUAAUUGCUUCGUUAAGGGAGCUGUCUGGUCCAAAAGUGCUGAUAACUUUGGCAAAUAUUUCCAGAGUUUGUCUUCUCAACAUGAAAAUAAUGUGGAAAUACUGACAAACAUGGAAGUUGUUUGUAACCUUGUCGAGGUGCCGAAAUUAAUGAACUAUUACAGCAUUUAGUUGAAGAAAUAAUUAUGUGUUUAGUGAGAUGGAGUUUCAGAUUUAUUGAUGCUCAAUCAUAGAGAUUAAUUAAAGUGAUGCAAUAAAUAUAAAUGCACAUUCGUGAAUGUAUGCUAUGUGAAUCCUAUGCGACUCAGGUAGACUAAAGUUUUGUUCCUUUGGCUGGAAACUGAACAAAUGCACACAGAACAGGAUUAAAAUUACGGGCAUCAAUAUUGAACUACUCAUUAACCAGAUGAUCUAUUAAUAUUUAGACAGGUCUGAGUGUGAGGCACAGUGUAGGCUACUUGUAGCCUUACUGCCAUUAUGCAUCAUGCAGUUUGUUACUGCCUUGUAAAAAAGACUAUAGGCGAGCCGAUUUGAAACAUCCAUUGAAGGUAGAAAGAAGAGGACAAGGACAAGAGAGAGGGAAUCUCUCAUUGCACAUACUCACUCUGAUCUCCUUUUAACCAAAUAAAAAUAAUAAAAAAAUGUAUUUAAGUUUUAAACUGCAUGGUCACAUUACUCAAGUAUAUCUUCUUAAAUAAUCUGUUCAGUAAGAACAUAUCAUCUUUCUAUUGCCAUUACAAUUCUGCUUUUCAAAGAAGGCAAAUAUAAGGUACUGUAUUGUCUUGUAAUAUAGACCUAUCAAGUCGCAUGCGCAGACUGCGGAGGCUGCCUAUUGAUUUUAUGCAUUUUUUUUUAUCCUCUGAAAUAGUUUACAAUGACAUUCCACUGAUCAAAACAUAUUAAUACAAUUUAUUCAAUGUCCCAUUGUCUUUGAUAAACUGUGAACGUUGCCAGAAAGAUACAUUUUAAGUUGCUUUUAAUGGAUUUAAGAGUGGUUCAAAGCUCCUGUUAAUAUAUGAACUGUUUUAUCCAAGUAACUACUUGGAUAACAAUACUUUUGGUAAACGCGCCUUAGAGAUUAAGUAUUAAAGUGCUACUAACAUCCUACUUAGUUCUUAGGGGAAACCCAGCCCAUUUCUGUUUAAGAGUUAUCAGUGUUACAAAUUUCACCUGAAAUUCUAAAAACUGCAUAUCUAAUGUUUUGUACUUUGGAAUAAGAUGCAGUAACACUUGUUUUGUACUGAUGAAAUCAUGCUUUUUAUUAUUAAGACAAAAGGUGUAGUAAUUGCACUUUAACAGUUUACAGGUUCUCUCAGUUUUGUCAGAGAUUUAAAAUGAAUAUUUGUCAGUAGAUUUUGCAAGAACGUUAUAAUACAAGUAUUUGUUAUUUGUCUUCGUCAAAUGUGGCUACAUUUGAGAUAUGUCAGAAAAAGAAAUAAGGUCUCCUGCGUUAUGUCUGAUGUUGCUAUUUUUUGACUAAUCAAAACUGGAUGUAUUUUGAGGUUAUUGAAUGUCUAUUCACAUGCAUACAAAUCUGAUGUUGAUAUUUUUGACCAAUCCAUUCAGAUAAUAUCACAGGUUUCUCAAUUAUUUCUUUUUCUAUAAAUGUAAAAAAAAAAGUAUUUAUUCUGGGGUUAUUGAUUGAAUGUCUGUUCACAUGCAUCUAUGCCGUUGCUUAGGAAUUUGGUAAUUUAUUUUACUGAUAACAUACAUUUUUUGGGCACUGACUUUUCAAAGACCUACUGUUGCUGCAAACAUGUUUAAAUGGCAUGAGAAUUCAAUUUGCAUUUUUAUUUAUUCUCAUUUAAAAAAUUUUUUUUAUAUAUAUAUAUAUAUAUAUAUAUAUAUAUAUAUAUAUAUAUAUAUAUAUAAAACACCUGUCAAAUUGAACCAUUAUACUUGUGUCAAAAUGUUAGUAAAUGCUCACUGAUUGUAUCAGUGGGAAGCAGGAAGUGUUUAUGACAUUUAAAAUACCUCAACUCAAAGAUGUUUAUCUUUUGUAUUUUAUUAUUUUAAGUUCAUAAAGCAAGAAUACAUUUCAUAUUACUUUUGCACAUUACCUGCUACUUCUAUGGUAAUUAAACAUUGUGUUGUUUUUUCUGCAAUAAAGUUAU